GAGACACGGUCCAUCUGCAGUUUAUUUGCCGUCAGAAUCUACUGGAGGCUAUUGAAUGCUGUAAUAACGCACUGCUGCGGUCCGCAUUACCCCUGCAGAGGAAAAUUGAAUACGCAUCCCCGGCUGAAUAGGCAGCUGUGGCGAUCCAACAUGAUUGAAUCAAUAGAUACCCAGCGGGCCUUGCAGGCUGUGGAGAGGCUCCAGGCCAGGCUGAAGGAGCGGGGCGACGUGCCCACGGAGGAGAAGCUGAGCCUGCUGAAGUCCGUGCUCCAGAGCCCCCUCUUCCACCAGAUCCUCAGCCUGCAGAGGUCCGUCCAGCAGCUCAAAGAGCAGGGUAACGUGGCUCCGGCCUCUCUGGCUCUGGCCAGUGACCUUUGCCCUCUGCCUGUGAGCGAGUCCUAUGCUCUGGCCCUACAAAAUGGCGGCCGCCCCGCCCCGCCCGAGCCCUCGGCCUCUGCCCCGAUCAACGGCCGGCCGUCGCCUGAAGACUUGGAGCACGUCGUCCGAUCCAUGGCGCAGGGCCGGUACGUGACGCAGGUGGACCUGGUGAAGCCGGUCUCGGGGGACCUGGGCUUCAGCGUGGUGGGGCUGCGGAGCGAGAACCGGGGGGAGCUGGGAGUCUUUGUGCAGGAGAUCCAGCCGGGCAGCGUGGCUCACUGCGACGGGCGGCUGAAGGAGGCGGAUCAGAUCCUGGCGAUAAACGGGCAGCCCCUGGACCAGACGGUGACGCACGCCCAGGCCGUGGGCGCUCUGCAGAGGGCCGUGGAGACAGUGCAGCUCAUCGUGGCUCGAGGCCCGGUGCCCCAGCUGGCCAGCCCGGUGGUGUCCCGCACACCUUCUGCUGCGAGUACCCUCUCCGCACACUCCAACGUGGCCCACUGGCAGCACAUGGAGACUGUAGAGCUGGUGAAUGAUGGAACAGGACUGGGCUUUGGCAUCGUCGGGGGAAAGUCGACCGGCGUCAUUGUCAAAACCAUCCUUCCAGGAGGAAUAGCCGAUCAGGACGGGAGACUCCACAGUGGGGAUCACAUCCUGAAGAUCGGCGAGACGGAUCUAUACGGGAUGGGCAGUGAGCAGGUGGCCCAGGUUCUGCGGCAGUGUGGGAACAGGGUGAGGCUCGUCAUCACCAGGGGCGGCCUCGACGACAGCGCCUCCCACCCGGUCGCGCUGCCCACUGUCGCCGAGCAACAGGGCUAUGAAGAGGACGACGUCGACACUUUCGAUGUGGAGCUCACUAAAAACGCACAGGGGUUAGGCAUAACCAUCGCUGGUUACGUGGGAGACCGGAACUCAGACCCCUCUGGCAUAUUUGUGAAGAGCAUUACGAAAGACAGUGCUGUUGAGCAUGACGGUCGGGUCCAUGUUGGAGACCAGAUCAUUGCUGUGGAUGGGACCAACAUCCAGGGCUACACCAACCAGCAGGCAGUGGAGGUGCUGAGACACACGAGCCAGGUGGUUCACCUGAAGCUGGUGAGGAGGGGCUUCCACACGGAGGACACCCAGGCCCCGCUGGCCCCGGAGCUGGCAGAGCCAGAACCCCCCCUGACCCCCCCGCAGGACCUCACCGUGGACCGGCUCGACCUGGACACCGCACCCGAGAAUACGCCGUACCCGGCGCUUUGUGGAAACAGCAGUCAGAUCGCUGCUGAGGCUGACCAGCCAGACGUGAGGGAGGGAUCCAAGUUAACUGCAGCUGAAGAGCAGGAGCUGACGAGGAAGUGGCAGUCUGUCCUCGGCUCCAGUAAUGAAGUGAUCGUGGCACAGGUGGAGAAGUUCAGCGAGAGCAGUGGCCUCGGCAUCAGUCUGGAGGCUAACGGAGGGCACCACUACAUCCGCUCAGUUCUGCCCGAGGGCCCCGUCGGGCGCUGCGGAAAGCUCUUCAGCGGAGACGAGCUUCUGGAGGUGAACGGGAUCUCUCUGAUCGGCGAGAGUCAUAAGGAGGUGGUGAGCAUUCUGAAGGAGCUGCCCCUGUGUGUCCGCAUGACAUGCUGUCGUCCCGCCCCCCGUCUGAAGACCGACGGCGAUGUGGCCCCGCCCGCCCUGGAGGAGGCCCAAUCAGAGUCCGCCGAGAAGGGAGACCGCGACGGAUUCGUGGCUCCCGGCCAAUCGGACGAUGGCGUGAUAGCGAUGGCGGGAGACGAGACGCUGGGGUCCUGCCUCGCCAUGUGGGAGACGGAGAUACAGGACAUCGAUCUGGAGAAGGGGGACUCCGGCCUGGGCUUCAGCAUUCUGGAUUACCAGGACCCCGUGGAUCCCGCCAAAACGGUGAUCGUUAUCCGCUCGCUGGUCCCCGACGGCGUGGCGGAGCUGGAUGGCCGCCUGUUGCCGGGCGACCGGCUGAUGUUCGUGAACGACACGGACCUGGAGAACGCCAGCCUGGAGGACGCCGUGCAGGCCCUGAAAGGGGCGGCCAUGGGGACCGUCCGCAUCGGGGUGGCCAAGCCACUGCCUCUCAGUCCUUCUACAGGAGACCAGUCACAGUCCGCCCCCCGUCCUGUCCGGCAGUUUGACCAGGAGGACCCUGCAGACGGUGUCCUGUUCCACGCAGAGCUGGCACUGAUCGACUCGGUCGAGGGGGACCUGACGGACGACAGGACGUUUGACCUGCGUUUCUCGGGAGAGGAGGACGACACCUUCCACGCGUCCAUGCUCGCCCUGCACGGCAGCGCCUGCGGAGGUGACCUGGAGCUCCAGACGUCCGCCCGGGCCUCCGCCUCGGAGCGAACGGCUCCGGAGGACCUCUUUGCUGAGGCCGGUUUCCCAGAAGCCCCUGCGUGUGAAUUCCCCGACGAGGCAGAGCCCUUUUCCCCCGAAGACGAGGAGGAAGAAGACCCCAUGCUUUUCUCCGGGCCCUGGGGGUCCGCGAGCCCUCCCCUGCCGCUCGAGCACGGCUUCGACGUGACGGAGUCUGAGCCGCAGGUGGCGCCCCCUGGUGGUCUGACGGAGGAGCGCGAGUCGGACGAAACUUACGAGGCCUCCCCUGAGAUUCCCCCCCGCCUGGGGGGCAGCGACUCCCCAGGGCUGGGCCCGGAGGAGGGGCGCACCUCCCCCCCUCUCCUGGAUGGCUUUGAGGGGGUAAUCAGCCCCCCUCUCCUGGAAGGCUUUGAGCAGGAGGAAGAGUUAUGUGUGGAAUCCAGGCCCAUGCGGGGCGAAGAUAAACAACACAACGCCGCGGGAAGCACCUUCCAGAGGACAAUUACAGUCGUCAAGGGCAACUCCAGCCUCGGGAUGACGGUGAGCUCCAUAAAGGACGGCUCCGGGAUGCUGAUCCGCAGUAUCAUCCACGGGGGCUCCAUCAGCCGGGACGGGCGGCUGGCCGUGGGGGACUGCAUCCUGGCCGUCGACGGGGAGCGCACCGCCCACCUGACCAACACCCAGGCCCGCGCCCUGCUCCGCAGGCACUCCCUGAUCGGCCCGGACAUCAGAUCUUCUUGCGCGCCAGAAGACGAUCAGUGCCCGUUUUAUGUCAUUACGUACGUUCCAGCGGAAUACCUGGAGGAGUACAGACUCAGUAUGGAGCGGCCGACCGAGGACGUCUUCACCUCUGACGUACCCCCACCUCCGAGCAGAGAGAUCCCAGAGCUUCCUGAGCGGGAGGAUGGCGAGGGGGAGGAGAGUGAGCUCCAGAGCGCUGCUUACAACAACUGGAACCUGCCCAGGAAAGUGGAGCUGUACCGGGAGCCAGGGAAGUCUCUGGGCAUCAGCAUCGUCGGGGGGCGGGGCAUGGGCAGCCGCCUUAGCAACGGAGAGGUGAUGAGGGGCAUCUUCAUCAAGCACAUCCUGGAGGACAGCCCCGCGGGCCGCAACGGCACGCUGAAGACCGGGGACAGGAUCGUGGAGGUCGAUGGGGCGGAUCUACGGGACGCCAGUCACGAGCAGGCGGUGGAGGCCAUCCGGAGGGCGGGAAACCCCGUGCUGUUCCUGGUGCAGAGCCUCAUCCACAGGACCCGAAAACCGCCCCUGCCCUUCCUGCAGUUAAACCCUCUUCCUGGCUCCGCCCUGCACAUCACUAAUCAAACUGCAGCCUGCUCACUACUGCCCGCUCCUCUCCAGUCGUCGACCGCCGACUGCAUCGAGGAAAAGGAGGCUCCGAAAACCACAGCCAGCCACGUCAAGGGGGCUGAGAGUCACAGUAGACUUCUCCUCCGCCUCUCCCCAACUAACCCCUUUACUCCUACUCCGUUUAAGCCUCCAGCGAAGAGAGACGCUGGCCGGAUGUCCCCGGCGUUCCCGCCCCCGCUCACCCUCCCCACGGUCCCCCACGUGGGAGAGACGGACACGGACACGCUGACGGAGAUUCCCGACCGGCCGGCGUUCCCGAAGGAUGCGUCGGGGGAGGAGGACGAGUUGGGCUACAGCUGGAAGAAGGCGAUCCAGCGGUACGGCAGUCUCCCAGGGGAGCUCCACAUGAUCGAUCUGGAGAAGGGCCGGGCGGGCCUGGGGCUCAGCCUGGCGGGGAACAGGGAUCGCUCCCGGAUGAGUGUGUUCGUGGUGGGCAUCGACCCCCGGGGGGCCGCAGGGACAGACGGACGCAUCCUGGUGGGGGACGAGCUCCUGGAGAUAAACGGACAGAUCCUGUACGGCCGCAGCCACCAGAACGCCUCGUCCAUCAUCAAAGGCGCCCCGUCGAAGGUGAAGAUCAUCUUCAUCAGGAACACAGAGGCGUUGGACCAGAUGGCUGUUGGACCAGUGAAGGAGUACGGAGAAGCACUGGACUCACUGGGAGAGGACACAGGUGCUGCGGUUUCGCCCUCAGCGAUCGACGUGGACAUGUUCAAAUACGUGCAGCAUGUAACGCUGUCCAAGGACCAGGGGGGGCUGGGAAUCGCCAUCAGUGAGGAGGACACCAAGAGCGGGGUGCUGAUCAAGAGCCUGACUGAGUACGGAGCAGCAGGAAAGGAUGGCCGGAUCAAAGUCGGAGACAAAAUUCUGGCGGUGGACGAUGACCCGGUCAUUGGGCACCCUGUGGAGAAGGUGAUCAAUCUGCUGAAGAAGUCCCAGAGCACGGUGAGGCUGACCGUCUGCACGGACGAGACCCCGCCCCCCGCCUCCUCCUCCUCCAAUCCGGAGCGGAGGACUUCCGACGGACGCAUAACCGGCAUUCCCAGCGUCCCGCUGGUUUCCGUGGGAACCCCAGACGCGGAGCCAGUCAGAAGUCCCAGUAGGUCGUCAACCCCUGGCACUUUGACCUCCGACCCCGUGACCUGUCCCAUCAUCCCCGGCUGCGAGACCACCAUAGAGAUCUCUAAAGGACGCACCGGACUUGGCCUCAGCAUCGUGGGAGGAUGUGAUACGCUGCUGGGUGCCAUCAUCAUCCAUGAGGUGUAUGAGGAGGGGGCUGCCUCUAAAGACGGGCGACUGUGGGCGGGGGAUCAGAUCCUGGAGGUGAACGGUAUCGACCUGCGGGUGGCCACGCACGACGAGGCCAUCAACGUGCUGCGGCAGACCCCGCAGAAGGUGCGUCUGAGCGUGUACCGGGACGAGGCGCAGAAGGAGGAGGACGUGUGGGACGUGCUGUUCCUGCAGCUGCAGAGGAAGAGCGGGCAGGGCCUGGGGCUCAGCAUCGUGGGCAAGAGGAGCGACACGGGGGUGUUUGUCUCGGACAUCGUGAAAGGAGGCGUGGUGGAGACGGACGGCAGGUUGAUGCAGGGCGACCAGAUCCUCUCCGUCAACGGCCAGGACGUGCGCUUGGCCACCCAGGAGUCUGUGGCCGCUCUGCUGAAGUGUUGCCCUGGGCCCAUUACCCUGGAGGUGGGCAGGUUCAAGUCCGGGCCCUUCCAUUCUGAGAGAAGGCUGUCCCACAGCAGCCAGUUCAGCGAAACGGGCAGCUUCGGAUCCGCCCCCUACGGCCUCCCCGGGACAGGAAGCCUGUCAGAGGAAGUGGACAACCCCAGGAAGAGCCAUGAUUUGUCUGAAUAUCAGGAGAUCAGAACCGUCGAGUUUACGAAGGAGCCGGCGGACUCUCUGGGGAUCAGCAUCGCGGGCGGGCUGGGCAGCCCUCUGGGAGACGUGCCCAUCUUCAUCGCCAUGAUGCACCCCACCGGGCUGGCCGCGCAGACACACAGACUCAAAAUGGGAGACAGGAUCAUCUCCAUCUGCGGCACUCCUACAGAGAACAUGAGUCACACACAGGCUGUGUCCCUGCUGAAGAACGCCUCUGGGACCAUCGAGCUGCAGGUGGUGGCAGGCGGUGACCCCAGUGUGACAGGUCCACCCCAGGAGCAUGCAGCUGCCAGUCUCUCUCUCUCAGGACUGACGGCGAGCAGCAUCUUCCACGACGAGCUGGGGCCGCCGCAGUACAAGACGAUCGCCCUGGACAGAGGGCCCGACGGGCUGGGUUUCAGCAUCGUCGGGGGGUUCGGGAGCCCCCACGGAGACCUCCCCAUCUACGUGAAGACCGUGUUCGGCAAGGGGGCUGCCUCAGAAGACGGGCGUCUGAAGCGCGGGGAUCAGAUCAUGGCCGUCAACACGCAGAGCCUGGAGGGAGUCACUCAUGAGGAGGCGGUGGGCAUCCUCAAGAGGACCAAAGGAAGCGUCACACUCACUGUGCUGUCUUAAACACACACACACACGCACACACACACACACGCACACACACACACACUCUCUCUCACACACACACACACACACACACACACACACACGCUCACUGUGCUGUCUUAAACACACACACACACACACUCUCUCUCUCACACACACACACACACACUCUCUCUCACACACACACACACACACACACACUCUCUCACACACACGCACACACACACGCUCACUGUGCUGUCUUAAACACACACACACACACACACUCACACACACACACACACACACACACACGCUCACUGUGCUGUCUUAAACACACAGACACACGCACACAAACACACUCACUGUGCUGUCGUAAACACACACACUGUACUCUAAUAUACACACAGACUGUACCCUCAUAAACACACUCACUGUGCUGUCGUAAACACUUGCUGUGCUCUCAUAAACACACUCACUAUACUCUCAUACACACUGUACUAUGAGAAUACUUCCCAUUUACCCUCAUAAACACACUCACUAUACUCUCAUACACACUGUACUAUGAGAAUACUUCCCAUUUACCCUCAUAAACACACUCACUAUACUCUCAUACACACUGUACUAUGAGAAUACUUCCCAUUUACCCUCAUAAACACACUCACUAUACUCUCAUACACACACUGUGCUAUCAUAAACACUCACUGUACUUUUAUAUACACACUCACUGUACUGUCGUAAACACUCACUGUACUUUUAUAUACACACUCACUGUACUCUAAUAUACACACACACAGUGCUCUCAUAAACACACUCACUGUACUUUUAUAUACACACUCACUGUACUCUAAUAUAUACACACACAGUGCUCUCAUAAACACACUCACUGUACUGUCUGUACUGUACACACACUCACCUCAGGUCUCUCAUGCACACACAGACGUGUGCACACACACACACACAGACACACUCUGUUGUUUACUCCUAGCCAUGAACACUGUGAUUAACACUGCGCUAAUUUACAUUCCACUAAUUCCCCUGUUACUCAAAUCAUGGUCCUCGAGGGCUGAGAACUGCUGGUUUUCCAACCUCCCUUUACCUGGGAGUCAGGUGUGAAGACUCCACUCUGUUCAGUGAAUAUCCUGGUAGAAAAGAAAACCAGGGCUGGAUUAGGCUUUGAGGGUCAGAUUUGAGUAUCAAUGCGUUGAAGAUUUUAUCUGCUGUGUGCUGUAGACAGACCACUGAACACGUACAGUAAGAGCACCUGAAAGAGCUACUGAGGCCACUAGUCUGGGAUCAAAUGAUCUUCUGUCACUUUUCCUUUUUCGGACAAACUGUCUGAACGUUGUUUUGCUGAAGGGUAUCUAAGUUUAUAAGGAGGGCACAGAUACAAGUGUCUCCUGUUGAGAAACUGCUGUUUCAAUCAUUAUGGUUAUAUCAGGUUCAAACACGUAGUUGUAUUAUCCUUCAGACCUUUAAAACUUGAUUUCACCAGGAAGGCCUAUUUAGAUGAGGACGCUAUCUCUUCUGCCAGGAGAGAUGUGGUAAUACUGAUCAACCAUGUGAGCAAAGUUAGACAGAAUGAAAGGGUCCCCAGCCCUUUGUUGUGCGAGAUUAGAGCGAAAUGUUCCGCUGUUACCACGGGUACGGCCUUAGGGCUGACCAGCCGAUCAGACGAAACGAAGACGCGACAGUCGAGUCGCAGAUAAGACGCCGCAAUCAAUCUCCCGGACGACACGCAAGCGACAUCCGUCAGACUCGACGUGGGCUUGUCCCGUUGAGCGUGAAUACAGAGCGUAAAUCACUCAUGUACACCGCUGUGAAUGCGCCCAUUGUGUGUUAGUGGGGGCGGCCAUUUUGAAUCCGUUUUAUAAAAAGCUAAGAUGGUGACACAGAUCUGUUUUAUGUAAUGCCGAUAGUAUUGAUGGGAGAGGAAUGGGUGGGGGGGAAGAUGAAGUGUAAGAUGAAGAACUGUUUUUCAUAAACAUAAAUGUGUGCAGAUGAGAGAGGAUGGGAGAGGAAGUGAG
This is a messenger RNA of Conger conger (European conger), 8546 nucleotides long. Its product is annotated as multiple PDZ domain protein. Gene Ontology annotation, molecular function: protein binding. The transcript is spliced from 50 exons. Bases 151 to 6558 code for a protein of 2135 amino acids. The record is from RefSeq and is a predicted model, not a curated record. NCBI's taxonomy places the organism in Eukaryota, Metazoa, Chordata, Actinopteri, Anguilliformes, Congridae.